GAUAAAUUCACAAAAAUGCAUAUUCAAGCAAAUUUUACAUUGACAAAUAAAGUCAAGCAAGCGCAAUCGACGUUCAAACUUUGUGGAUUUCUGUCGUCUGUCAUAGGCAGGAUUGUUUACAUUUCGAAGGGCGGUUAAAAUUAGUUUAUAAACAAAUCAUUCUUCUUCGCUGCGUACAGAGAGGGUUGUGUCCUUUGCGAUUUGGCGUCCUUUAUAAUUUUAGCAACAAGUGGUUUCGUUAUUUUGCAUCAGUGGUAUUAAUAGCAUCCCAGCUGCAAGAUGAAUAUGCUCGAAGCCAAUAUGCGUGUGGUAUCGGACAGCCUUAACAACACUGUCCGGUUGGCGGCGGAGUUUGGUGAUGAAUCAAUGAAAGAUUUGAAGCUGUACACCAACCUGGUAGAAAAACUGUGUAUAAUCGAUAGCAAAAUGGGGAAUCAUCGAAAAUCAUUAGCCGAAUCGCAAACGGAACAAACCGUGGAAGGCUUCGACCAUUCUUACGAAUCCAAGCUAAGCAACAAGAAACCGCAAGUACGGGAACACAAACGAUACAAGGACUUUGUACGGUAUGCCAAACCACUGCUAAAUCCAUCACUGGAGGAACAAUCAACCCAGGGCAACAAUGAUGACGAUGAUUUGGUAAUCGAGGAUGAUGGUAGCAAUUCCAUCGAUCCAAUUACGAAGCGUCCGAUGGAAGUUCCAGUUCGUAAUAAACAGUGUAAUCAUGUGUACGAAAAGAGCGCCAUCGAACAGCUGCUGGAGCAAAAUCCACGUGUUCGCUGUCCUGUAAUGGGUUGUCCUGCGAAACAAUACGUUCAGCGACAGUUACUUGAGGUCGAUAUCAAGCUGCAGAAGCAAUUGAUGCGAGCUCGUGCCGCUCUUUUGUAAAGCAACGAACGCAAAUGGUAUGAUACGAUGGAAAGAUCGUUUGUUAAUAAAUGUUAUCUCAUUGAUUUAAGCAAUUAACUUACUUAAGAAUCCUAUUUAGUGUCUAUGUAUUAAAUCUUUUGCAUAUAGCAUAAAACAUUUU
Anopheles funestus (African malaria mosquito) is the source of this 1027-nucleotide messenger RNA. RefSeq names its product E3 SUMO-protein ligase NSE2-like. Gene Ontology annotation, molecular function: SUMO ligase activity; zinc ion binding. NCBI's taxonomy places the organism in Eukaryota, Metazoa, Arthropoda, Insecta, Diptera, Culicidae. The coding region runs from base 280 to 885 and encodes 201 amino acids. Gene Ontology annotation, biological process: protein sumoylation; double-strand break repair via homologous recombination. Gene Ontology annotation, cellular component: nucleus; Smc5-Smc6 complex. The transcript is spliced from 3 exons. The record is from RefSeq and is a predicted model, not a curated record.